AUGGAGAAGUCCAGCAGUGAGGAGUCAGCUAUUCAUCGUAGCCCUUCAGUAGAAAGCUGUGACUCUGAUUUUCCUCAAGCGUCCACGUCUGGCCGCCCAUUCGGUGGCCGCGGCUUCACUGCCGGUGCUUUCUACGGCUCCACGGGGCCUCGUAAAAACACACAGCAGGGUCAGGCUGCAACAGCGGCGGCUGAGACCGGCACAGGAGACAAGAGCAACAACAAGUACAGCUCACCCAAAGGGAGCAAAUACGUGGUCUUUUACCUGGAUCUAUCCUUUGUGUUCCUUUUAGAAUUCAAGAAGUUUAACAUGGCAAGAGGCUGCCUCUGCUGUUUGAAGUAUUUGAUGUUCAUCUUCAACCUCAUCUUCUGGUUAUGCGGCUGUGGGCUGCUCGGCGUGGGCAUCUGGCUCUCCGUGUCUCAGGGCAGCUUCGCCACCUUCUCGCCCUCGUUCCCCUCACUGUCAGCUGCCAACAUGGUCAUUGCCAUCGGCGCCAUCGUCAUGGUAACGGGCUUUCUCGGUUGCCUGGGUGCCAUCAAAGAGAACAAGUGCCUGCUUCUGAGUUUUUUCAUCGUGCUGCUGAUAAUUCUCCUGACAGAGCUGAUUUUACUCAUCCUGUUCUUUGUGUACUCAGAUAAGGUGAGUGAGAAUGCUAAACAAGAUCUGAAGGACGGGCUGGCUCUGUACAACUCAGAAAACAACAUUGGCCUGAGAAAUGCUUGGAACAUCAUCCAGGCAGAGUGGAAGUGCUGCGGCGUUAUAGCCUACACGGACUGGCACGAAGCCCUGAAAGAGAAGGUCGUUCCUGACCGCUGCUGCCAGGAGCAUUACCAGAACUGUGGGCGCAACUCCACCACCAUGUUCUGGAACCGGGGCUGCUUUGAGAAAGUCGAGGAAUGGCUUGAUGACAACAAGCACCUGCUGGGAACCAUAGGCAUGGUCAUCUUGGUAGUGCAGCUUCUGGGAAUGGCGUUCUCCAUGACACUCUUCCAUCACAUCCACAGAACGGGGAAGAAGUAUGACGCCUAG
This is a messenger RNA of Nerophis lumbriciformis (worm pipefish), 1029 nucleotides long. Lineage: Eukaryota; Metazoa; Chordata; Actinopteri; Syngnathiformes; Syngnathidae. The record is from RefSeq and is a predicted model, not a curated record.